Messenger RNA from Zasmidium cellare ATCC 36951, 1038 nucleotides. RefSeq lists its product as uncharacterized. The transcript has 2 exons. Lineage: Eukaryota; Fungi; Ascomycota; Dothideomycetes; Mycosphaerellales; Mycosphaerellaceae. The record is from RefSeq and is a predicted model, not a curated record. The coding region runs from base 1 to 1038 and encodes 345 amino acids.
AUGCGAACACCAUACUCCCCGCUCAAAGCCCAAACCGCCCUAUCCCUGGCCCAAAAGGAAGGCGAGCCAGAAAUCACCUUCGGCGAGGACAACGAAUAUUACAGCGGCAUGGCCGACUCUCUCACCCGCAAUGAGGCCAAAGCAGAAGCAGAGAAGGACUCCGAGUCCGAUUCAGGCGGCGACAUCAUCCCCGGCCCAAACAACCGCAGAGCGCCUGGCACCUCGAACGCAGUCUCACAGAAAGCCGACGAGGACAUCAUCGAGACGCAGUUGCACAUGAUCCACGCGAGUCUGCUCAUCCACAAGCCAGAUGGCAGCAUCAAGUGGAAUGCCGCGAGCGAGAUCAACCCCUUCAUCUCCCCCGACUCCCCCCUCUACAAAUCCGGCGGCCCCGUCCUCCGCGUGCAAGAGUCCCUCUCCUGGACCAUGGACAUCAUGCUCUGCUGCCGCGCCCGCUGCACCUUCUGCGCGCAAGUCUUCGGGCCGGAGGACACGGACCAAGACCGGCGGAACGCGGCGGAGGGCGCGGAGCAGGUGGAGUUGAAUGGUGAGAAGAGUCCGUAUCGGGGGUUGCCGUUUGUGCACACGAAGGAUCUGAGCAAGCGGAAGGGAGGGAGGUUGUUUAUGCCGGCGGAGGGCGAGGGGGAGUGGGGGUUGGAGGGGGUUGAGAAGACGAGGGUCAUUGAGGCGUUGUUUAUUGUGGCGAGUAGGAAGACUCGGUUGAGGUGUUUGGCUUGUGUGGUGGAUCGUUGUCAGGUGUGUAAGGAGGCGAAGGAGGAGGCGGAUAGGCGCGUUGGGGAGCGACGAGCGACUGGGCCGAAGAGGAAGAAGACAGUUGUUGAUGAUACGUUGGACGAUGAGAUACGGGUCGGAGGGCCAGGGGGUGGUGCUCGAGAUGCUGCAGAGAUGGAGGAGCAGGUCGUGGUGGACGCUGAUGGAGGUGUUCUUCGGGAAUAUGUUUCAGCGGAGGCGUCGCCCGAGCGUCCGAUGGGAGGUGUUUCAAGCAAGAGCAAAGGCAAGAGGAAGUUGAUGGCCUGA